AUGACAUUUAGUGUGCUUGGCAUCAACCACGAACGCCUGGGGAUACCGGUCUUAGGUGAUGGCCAUUUUGGUUUGGGUUACCCAUCAGCCAGAAGGAGAUUAGGUGAUUCCUACAUUCUCAAUGUUUUAGCAGAACAGCAGCUGAUAGACUACAAGAGGUUCACUCUACUUUGUGUAUGUGCGGACCAUCGCAACGAUUUUGAACCUGACGCUCAAGUUGUGUUUGGGUCUCAUCACAAAAUCUACCCAGAAGAGUUUCACAUGGUACAAGCAGAUGUUAGUCAUGGAGGUUGGAAGAUUGAAGUACUUGGUCUCAGUACACUUGCAGGACAGAUUUCCUCGAUAGGAUUUACGGCAUCGCUUGACAGCACCACCUGGUUAAAAGGAUGA
Molecule: messenger RNA, 390 nt
Organism: Opisthorchis viverrini
Lineage: Eukaryota; Metazoa; Platyhelminthes; Trematoda; Opisthorchiida; Opisthorchiidae
Exons: 3
Coding region: 1-390 (129 amino acids)
Source: RefSeq, a predicted model, not a curated record